AUGUCAGGUCGUACAUUCAUGUUGCUCCUAGCGCUGGUCCUCGUAGGUGUCCCGUCCUGCCUGGCGGCACCGAGCCCAGGGUACGACGCGUCAUUCAGCACGCACUUCCGCCUGCCGGCCUACUGCAACGGCACGUACUGCAACAUCGGGCCAGACGGCACCGUCUCGCUUACUGCAGACAAGAACAAAAUGGGAGCAUUCGAGUCGAAGAGCUACUACCAGUACGGAAUUUUCGAGGUGAAGAUGAAGCUGCCGCCGGGGUACUCGGGCGGGCUCAUCCCGUGCAUCUACCUCAUCUCGGGCGAGGGGCUGGACUACCGCGAUCUCCACGACGAGAUGGACUUCGAAUUCCUCGGGUGGAGCGACCCCACGCAGAUCAAGAUUCACACCAACGCCAUCGCCGGCGGGUACACCAACGUCGAACAGUACAAGUUCCCGUUCGACCCAUCGGCGGACUUUCACACGUACACGAUGGUCUACGCGCCCAACUGGCUCGUGUGGAAGAUCGACGGCAAGCCCAUCCGCAUCACCUGGCGCGAACCGGGCAAGCCUUUCCCCUCGCUUCCCAUGAAAGUCAUGGGGUCAAUAUGGGACGCGUCCUUUUGGCUGCCGUUCAAGAGCGAUUACUCCAAGGGCAACGUGACAGUCAAGUUCCGCCGCUUCGACCUCAAGGACGCCUGCCGCUCAGUAGAUCCCAAGCCCGCGCGGAGGGCCAGCGGGGAGGCGGAAGGGGAAAAUGUGGGGGAGGGGGAACCCCGCGCUGGUUCUGGGCCCGCAGCGUGGAGAUGGGGCGGGGGAGAGGAUGGGGAAGAACAUCGCGGAAAGGAUGUUAGUGGCGGAAGGGAAGGGGAAAGGAUAGCUGCGGAGAGAAAUGUGCGCGACAGAGAGGGGGAAGCAGGGGCGGGCGAGCGGGUUGAGCGGGUGGGAAUGGGGAUAGGGAUGGGGUUGGGAGCGAGGGGGAGGGAUGGAGGGAAGAGCGGGGGAGCGCGAGGUAGUCGGGAAGGGGACGCGGCGACAAUGGCAUGGGGGGAGGCGGCAGCGUGGGGAGGGGUGAUGGGGCAGCAGGAGGUGCUGCAGGCAGGCAUUGAAGUGCAGGCAGGCAUUGAAGUGCAGGCAGGCAUUGAAGUGCAGGCAGGCAUUGAAGUGCAGGCAGGCAUUGAAGUGCAGGCAGGCAUUGAAGUGCAGGCAGGCAUUGAAGUGCAGGCAGGCAUUGAAGCAGGCAUUGAAGUGCAGGCAGGCAUUGAAGUGCAGGCAGGCAUUGAAGUGCAGGCAGGCAUUGAAGUGCAGGCAGGCAUUGAAGUGCAGGCAGGCAUUGAAGUGCAGGCAGGCAUUGAAGUGCAGGCAGGCAUUGAAGUGCAGGCAGGCAUUGAAGUGCAGGCAGGCAUUGAAGUGCAGGCAGGCAUUGAAGUGCAGGCAGGCAUUGAAGUGCAGGCAGGCAUUGAAGUGCAGGCAGGCAUUGAAGUGCAGGCAGGCAUUGAAGUGCAGGCAGGCAUUGAAGUGCAGGCAGGCAUUGAAGUGCAUGCAGGCAUUGAAGUGCAGGCAGGCAUUGAAGUGCAGGCAGGCAUUGAAGUGCAGGCAGGCAUUGAAGGAGGCGACCCCUCAGGUGCUCAGCGACCCCUCAGGUGCUCAGCGACCCCUCAGGUGCUCAGCGACCCCUCAGGUGCUCAGCGACCCCUCAGGUGCUCAGCGACCCCUCAGGUGCUCAGUGACCCCUCAGGUGCUCAGUGCUCAGCGACCCCUCAGGUGCUCAGCGACCCCUCAGGUGCUCAGCGACCCCUCAGGUGCUCAGCGACCCCUCAGGUGCUCAGCGACCCCUCAGGUGCUCAGCGACCCCUCAGGUGCUCAGCGACCCCUCAGGUGCUCAGCGACCUCUCAGGUGCUCAGCUACCCCCUCAGGUGCUCAGCUACCCCUCAGGUGCUCAGCGACCCCUCAGGUGCUCAGCGACCCCUCAGGUGCUCAGCGACCCCUCAGGUGCUCAGCGACCCCUCAGGUGCUCAGUGACCCCUCAGGUGCUCAGCGACCCCUCAGGUGCUCAGCGACCCCUCAGGUGCUCAGCGACCCCUCAGGUGCUCAGCGACCCCUCAGGUGCUCAGCGACCCCUCAGGUGCUCAGCGACCCCUCAGGUGCUCAGCGACCUCUCAGGUGCUCAGCUACCCCCUCAGGUGCUCAGCUACCCCUCAGGUGCUCAGCGACCCCUCAGGUGCUCAGCGACCCCUCAGGUGCUCAGCGACCCCUCAGGUGCUCAGCGACCCCUCAGGUGCUCAGCGACCCCUCAGGUGCUCAGCGACCCCUCAGGUGCUCAGCGACCCCUCAGGUGCUCAGCGACCCCUCAGGUGCUCAGCGACCCCUCAGGUGCUCAGCGACCCCUCAGGUGCUCAGUGACCCCUCAGGUGCUCAGCGACCCCUCAGGUGCUCAGCGAUCCCUCAGGUGCUCAGCGACCCCUCAGGUGCUCAGCGACCCCUCAGGUGCUCAGCGACCCCUCAGGUGCUCAGCGACCCCUCAGGUGCUCAGCGACCCCUCAGGUGCUCAGCGACCCCUCAGGUGCUCAGCGACCCCUCAGGUGCUCAGCGACCUCUCAGGUGCUCAGCUACCCCCUCAGGUGCUCAGCUACCCCUCAGGUGCUCAGCGACCCCUCAGGUGCUCAGCGACCCCUCAGGUGCUCAGCGACCCCUCAGGUGCUCAGCGACCCCUCAGGUGCUCAGCGACCCCUCAGGUGCUCAGCGACCCCUCAGGUGCUCAGCGACCCCUCAGGUGCUCAGCGACCCCUCAGGUGCUCAGCGACCUCUCAGGUGCUCAGCUACCCCCUCAGGUGCUCAGCUACCCCUCAGGUGCUCAGCGACCCCUCAGGUGCUCAGCGACCCCUCAGGUGCUCAGCGACCCCUCAGGUGCUCAGCGACCCCUCAG
This is a messenger RNA of Closterium sp. Naga37s-1, 2906 nucleotides long. NCBI's taxonomy places the organism in Eukaryota, Viridiplantae, Streptophyta, Zygnematophyceae, Desmidiales, Closteriaceae. The record is from the annotation of a GenBank genome assembly.